This is a messenger RNA of Ruditapes philippinarum (Manila clam), 646 nucleotides long. RefSeq lists its product as uncharacterized. The record is from RefSeq and is a predicted model, not a curated record. Bases 89 to 646 code for a protein of 185 amino acids. Lineage: Eukaryota; Metazoa; Mollusca; Bivalvia; Venerida; Veneridae. The transcript has 3 exons.
AACAGAAAGUUGCAGGCAAUGUUGUUGUAAGCUAGAGUAAACAGUAGAGAGCUGACAAAGUCGUUACUGGAACUUAUGAACUUUUAAAAUGUUUUCAUUUCAAAUUUUCAUUUUAUUUUUGAAUGUAUGGAUUAUUCAAAGUGAUGAUUCCAGUGAGGGAUCUAUAAAAGAUAUCGUAAGGGAUGAAUUGCAAGACUUGAGAUUAGAGUUUGCAAGGACAAAUUCACGGUUGCAAAGACUGACCUUAGCAAUGGAAUCAUUUCCUUCAGACACGGCUGCUAUGAAAGAUCAGUUAAAAGAACUAAAAAGGCGUGCUGGAUUCCUGGAAAAGAAACUUUACUCAACCCUUCAAGACCUACUGUCUGAGAGACAAAAUAGAAUAGAAAUGACAUCUUCCUUUGAACGCAAAAUUGCAAUUUUAGAAGAGAAAGUGGACGAAUUAUGGACCGAGACUAGCAUCAAAAUUGCUGACGGUGACUCGCAAAGGAAAUUUGCAAAAUAUUGGAGUGAGAAAUUUAAAAGUCUGAAGGAAAACACUGAAGUUAUGAUUUUUAGAAGUAUGAACGAUACAAGAUCUGAGGUCAGCCAAUUAAAGCAAGCUUUAAGCCGGACAAACUCAAAGAAUGACAAACAAGAAGUGCUUUAG